UCUGAGAAAAGAAAAUCAGCAGUUACAAACUGCUAUCGAGAAUCUUGCUAAAGAAUGCAAUUCUCUUCAGAAAUUAAAUGAAGAUUUAAGAAAGCAAAAGCAGGAUUUGCAAGAGCAUUGCUCAAUCCUUGGAAAUAGAUUGGGAGAAUCAGACGAAAUAUUUAUAGUUUGCUCUGAAAGAUUAGAGCUCUUGGAAAAUAAAUUUGCUUUGAUGCUGGAAGAGAAUGCAUCAAAGGAGAAGAGUCUGAUUUCAGACUUAGAUGUUCUUGUUGAUGAAAAUAUCAGGCACAACGAGAAUGGUCAAAGCUUGAUGAAUCAGCUUCUCAUGGAGAAGACAGCAGAAAUUCAGAACCUUCAACAAAAAAUUGAGCACCUCAGUAUGGAACUUUCAGCAACUCAUGAUGAAAAUGAAAGGAUAGCUUCCAAAGCUGCCCUUGAAAUUUCUACAUUAACUGCUGAUAAAGCCAAACUGGAAUCUGCCUUUGAAGAAGUUCAAUCUGAUGCAAUUUCAACUAAGAAUGAGAUGAUUAUUAUGCAGACGGAUUAUGAACGAAAGCUACAGGACCUCACUACUCAGUUUUCUGCUUUCAAAAGUGACCAGGAAAUUUGGAGGGCUGACUAUGAAAAGUUGUUGAAGCAGUUGGAAGAUUACAAAUCUAGAGAACUAAAAGUCAACAGCACCCUGAAAACCCUUGAAUUAAAGCUUAAAGUUACUGACUGUGAAAGACAACAACUUGCGGAGGAGUCUGAGAAUUUGAAGAUUCAGCUGCAGCAGAUAGAAGGAUUUGAGAGUGAAAUUAUGACUCUAAGAAAUGAGCUCAACUGGACCAAUUCUGAGAAAGAAAGACUGGUGGCAUCCUUAUGCUUGACUUCUGAAUCAUGUGAGAAUCUGAAGGCAAAGAAAAAUUCACUUGCAGCGAAGAUUUUAACCUUGGAGAAUGCUUUAUCUGAAUUGGAAGACUGCAGAAGAAGUAGAGUAUCCCUAGAAGAAAAGCUUAUGCAGAUGGAGAGUGACUUGAAGGAAAAGGAAACAAUGUCUGCCCAGGAAGCUGAGAAGAAAAAUGAGCUCAGUCACAUCAAAAGAAUAAACAGGCAUUAUCAACAAACAAUAAGAUUACUAGAUAAGGAAAAAGACGAGUUCAAGACAAAAGCCCAGGCCCUUGAAGAAGAAUUGAAACUAAUUAAGGAACAAAAGCAAAACCUAAUGCCUAAGAUUAAUGGGAACGCAUUACCUACUCAUGAGGCUCUAAAGAAUUCUAUUGUGAAGAAUACUGGUCAACAUUGUGGAAAUCAGACAAAGCCGUUCUUCAGAAAUGAUAGAGAAAUUGUGGAGGAUCAACAAGACAUUUCCACUGACAAGCAUCAGAGCGAGGCAGAAAAUGAACUUGGACUUCUUGAUGGGAGUGUUCAUGCUGUUGAAGCUGGUUCAUUAUCAAAGAUUGAGUUACUUGAGACUGAGCUAAUAAAAGCUAAAGGAGCGAAUAACAUGAUUGAAGAUCAAUCAAACCGGUUUCAAUCUCAAGGCCAGGAUUACGAGGAAGCCCCAGUAAAAUCAAUUGCAGAUGGUGAAAUAGUGACCAAAGAGAGAUUUGAACAAACAAAAUCAAUGCUAGAGGCUGAGUUGAGAGACCUUCAGGAGCGUUACUUCCACAUGAGCCUAAAAUUUGCUGAGGUAGAAGCUCAACGUGAGGAACUUGUAAUGAAGCUGAAGGUGGCAAAGAACCAAAAGGAUGUGACCCUUUAAUUAACUUCCAUUGCCAGCUAUCUUGAUUCAAAUGUCGGAGCUUCAUAGCUGCAAAAGUAUUGUAUGUAUCUUUUCGGAAAUGAAUCAUUGUGUGGGAUGAUAAUAAGACAAUAGAAGUUGCGUUUACUUUAGGGGGACUAACCCUAGUAGGAAGUGACUGUUAACAUUUAGUUUAACUGUGAUUCCAUGAAUGUUACUGUGAUUUAUUGGUCCGCAAAUGCUGCUAUUAUUUAAUACCAGAAAAGGAAUAUUAAUAA
Messenger RNA from Prosopis cineraria, 2001 nucleotides. RefSeq lists its product as uncharacterized. Lineage: Eukaryota; Viridiplantae; Streptophyta; Magnoliopsida; Fabales; Fabaceae. The transcript is spliced from 4 exons. Bases 212 to 1744 code for a protein of 510 amino acids. The record is from RefSeq and is a predicted model, not a curated record.